Messenger RNA from Dibothriocephalus latus, 459 nucleotides. The record is from the annotation of a GenBank genome assembly. NCBI's taxonomy places the organism in Eukaryota, Metazoa, Platyhelminthes, Cestoda, Diphyllobothriidea, Diphyllobothriidae.
UACCUCCUCUCCACACUGACACCAUGCCUUCGGGAACUGCACUUAGCAGUCAUUGUGGUCACGCUGCAGAGUGCUCUCGAUGACCCCGAACAGCUCAAAGUUCCUCCGGCAAGUCAACUCCUCGAGUCCGAUAUAUCCGCUGCCGUGCAGCUGGUUCACCCCCUGCCUGCGGUCAGCGUUGACGAACUGUCGGAUCCCAACCCGUCAGACCGCGUCCUUGAUUGGCUUACGCUCGCUUUCCUUCUUCAGGAUUUAAAAACCAAAUUGGACUAUUUGGGCGGAGCAGAUUUAAAGACUUUUGCCGGAUCCUACUCAUUCGAGUGUCUCGAAAGUAUUUCGCCCGAGCUUCGGCGAUCGUACCUUCUGGCUCUUGUGCCCCCUCUGGUGAAGGUGAUCAAGAAUCUGUGUACCUUCUAUAAGGAACAGGUGCGGUCUUCUGCAGAAGUCGACAGCAUCUAA